AUGACGACGCAACCUAUUACUGCGACGGCCCCACAGGGCGUGCCUCGCUCGUCCUUCGUCGACACUUUCGAGUCCCAACCUGGUACCCCAGGAAGCAGAACCGGACAUGUCUUUCCUUCCAUCAACCGCAUCAGAAAGAACCUCAAUGACACGACAGGUGGUCCCCUCAAGAAGCUCAUGGUUGCUAACCGCGGUGUGAGUAGUCGCUCUGCGUGUUCUCGGAUGUCUGAGGCCUGCGAAAGGCUUGCGAGAGCUGCCAUUUGCAAUGCUGCGGGCAAGUACUCAGACUUGAGCCAAUGACUGCGAGCUGAGCACCCGAGCCAGGGCUUGCAGAGGCGGGCAGAUGACGGCGUUUGCUGCAAGCAGGCGGUGUAGAUAUGUAUGGGCCUGAUCGAGACGUGAGGCUACUUGGGAUCGCAAGGAAACCCGCAACAAUGCCUUAGAAUAGCCUGCUUUCCAGCGGCUGAGCGAUAAUGGGGCAGGGCGCUGACUAUCGCCUUGCUUCGAUGGUCUUAUUCAACAGGAAAUUUCGAUCCGUAUCGUCCGCAGCGCGCACGAGCUUGCCAUGACCACUGUGGCCAUCUACUCUUUCGAGGAUCGCUACAGCGCCCACAGAUACAAGGUGCGUCUCUUACGUACCGGGUCCGGCUCAAAUUGCACUUCCUAAUUUGGUGCUGUACCUCUCGCCUUUGAUGUUCCAGGCAGAUGAGGCAUACCAAGUCGGUGCAGGUCUUUCCCCAGUGCAGGCGUACCUCGCCAUCGAGGAUAUCAUUCGCAUUGCUCUUGAGCACGGCGUAGACAUGAUCCAGUGAGUGCAACCCGUCAAGGUCCCAUCUCAUAGCUUGGCAAGCCUGCUGACGAGCACUCCGCGCUUGUAGCCCUGGCUACGGUUUCUUGUCCGAAAACCCCGCAUUCGCCAAGGCUGUGGAGGAUGCUGGUAUCGCAUUUAUUGGCCCUCGCCCGGAGACCAUCGAUGGGCUUGGCGACAAGACGAAGGCUCGUGAUCUUGCUCGCAAGGCUGGUGUACCCAUUGUACCUGGAACCCCCGGGCCCAUUGAGGACUACCGCGAGGCUGCUGAAUUCGUCAAGGAAGUCGGCUUCCCAGUCAUCAUCAAGGCUGCGAUGGGCGGUGGUGGUCGUGGUAUGCGUGUUGUCCGCAAGCAGGAAGAAUUCGAAGAGGCCUUCUCGCGGGCGAAGUCGGAGGCCAAGUCUGCUUUCGGAGACCCCACUGUCUUCAUCGAGCGCUUCCUCGACAGGCCUCGCCACAUCGAGGUGCAACUCCUCGCAGAUGGAGAAGGAAAUGUCGUGCACCUCUUUGAGCGUGAUUGCUCCGUCCAACGUCGUCAUCAAAAGGUCGUCGAGGUUGCGCCUGCAAGCAACUUGGUAGAUGAGACCCGUCAGGCUAUCCUUUCUGACGCUGUCAAGCUCGCCAGAACUGCAAACUACCGCAACGCUGGUACUGCAGAGUUCUUGGUCGACCAACAGAACAGACACUACUUCAUCGAGAUCAACCCUCGUCUGCAAGUUGAGCAUACCAUCACGGAAGAGAUCACUGGCAUUGACAUUGUCGGCGCUCAGAUUCAAAUUGCUGCAGGUGCCACCCUGGCAGAUCUCGGCCUGACCCAGGCGACGAUCCAAAAGCGUGGCUCUGCUAUCCAGUGUCGUAUCACGACCGAGGAUCCCUCUGUUGGAUUCGCUCCCGACACGGGUCGUAUCGAAGUGUAUCGCUCUGCUGGAGGCAAUGGUGUGCGUCUCGACGCCAGCUCUGGCUUUGCAGGUGCGCAGAUCACCCCGCACUACGACUCGCUGCUGGUCAAAGUCACUUGCCGUGGUGCGACUUAUGAAGUGACUCGCCGCAAGAUGCUGCGAGCUCUCGUCGAGUUCCGCAUCCGUGGAGUCAAGACCAACAUUCCCUUCCUCUUCCGCCUGCUCACUCACGACGCUUUCGCUGAAGCACGAACAUGGACCACCAUGAUCGACGACACCCCCGAGCUCUUCAACUUGGUCCAAAGCAAGAAUCGUGCUCAAAAGCUGCUCGCAUACCUCGGUGACAUGGCGGUCAACGGCUCCCCACUGCUGGGUCAGGUUGGCGAGCCCGGACUCAAGACGGAAAUCGAGAAGCCCCCCUUUACGGACCCCAAGGACGCUAGCAAGCCGCUCGAUGCGAGCAAGCCCUGCCUCGAGGGCUGGCGCAACAUCAUCGUCAACGAAGGCCCCGAGGCUUUCGCAAAGGCAGUGCGCUCCUACAAUGGCACACUGAUCAUGGACACAACUUGGCGUGACGCACACCAAAGUCUCUUUGCUACGCGUCUGCGCACCAUCGACAUGGUCAACAUUGCCAAGGAGACCAGUCACGUCCUCAAGAACGCCUUCUCGUUGGAAUGCUGGGGUGGCGCUACCUUUGAUGUCGCCAUGCGUUUCCUCUACGAGGACCCUUGGGAGCGUCUGCGCAAGCUGCGAAAGCUGGUGCCAAACAUUCCUUUCCAGGCUCUUAUUCGUGGUGCCAAUGCUGUCGGAUAUACUUCUUAUCCCGACAACCUGAUCUACGAGUUCAGCAAGAAGGCAGUCGAGAAUGGUCUUGACAUUUUCCGUGUCUUUGACUCGCUCAACAACCUCGACAGUCUCAGGUUGGGUAUCGAUGCAGCCAAGAAGGCUGGUGGUGUUGCCGAAGGCACCAUCUGCUACACUGGUGACGUGGCCAAUCCCAAGAAGCAUCCCAAGUACACACUCGAGUACUACCUCAACCUCACCGACGAACUCGUCAAGGUUGGCAUCCACAUUUUGGGUAUCAAGGACAUGGCUGGUCUUCUCAAGCCCGCUGCUGCGCGCAUGCUGGUCGGCGCCAUCCGCAAAAAGUACCCUGAUCUCCCCAUCCAUGUGCACUCGCACGACACGGCUGGUAUUGCCCUGGCAUCCAUGAUUGCAUGUGCAGAGGCCGGCGCAGAUGUUGUCGAUGUCGCCAUCGACUCCAUGUCAGGUCUCACAUCUCAACCUUCUAUGGGCGCUCUCGUCAGCGCUCUCGAGCAGACCGGCCUCGGACCAGGCAUUCGUCACGAGGACAUCCAGAACCUGAACCUGUACUGGACUCAAGUCCGUCAAUUGUACUCGUGCUUCGAGGCCAACGUCAAGGCUUCCGACUCUUCCGUCUUUGACCACGAGAUGCCUGGUGGACAGUACACCAACUUGGUGAGUGCGAGCUUUUGUGAACCCAUGUCGUACCCUUGCUGAUCAUGUUGUCUUUCACUUCUGCAGAUGUUCCAAAGCCAGCAGCUCGGUCUUGGAUCGCAAUGGAAUGCCAUCAAGGACGCAUACAUUCAGGCAAACAAGCUCCUCGGUGAUAUCGUCAAGGUCACGCCCUCCUCCAAAGUGUGCGGCGACCUUGCACAAUUCCUCGUCGCUAAUAAGCUGACCCCUCAAGAGUUUAUUGAGAAGGUCGACAAGCUCGAUCUGCCCUCUAGCGUCUACGAGUACUUUGAGGGCCGCCUCGGUGUCCCGCCUGGUGGCUUCCCCGAAUUCCGAACGAAGCUGCUGCGUGGUCGACCUGUGAUCGAAGGCCGACCAGGUGCGGGCCUCAAGCCUGUCGACCUGUCUGCCAUCAAGAAGGAAUUGACAAAGAAGUACGGCAAGACAAUGUCUACUUGCGACGCAAUCUCCCACGCCCUUUAUCCCAAGGUGUUUGAAGAGUACCAAGACUUUUUGGAAAACUACGGCGAUCUGUCAACCGUGCCCACCAGAUUCUUCUGCGGCAAGCCAGACGUCAACGAGGAAAUCCAAGUGUUUAUCGAGAGCGGUAAGAUGCUCAUCGUCAAGCUCCUGGCCGUUGGUGCCGUCAGCGACAAGGGCACUCGAGACGUCUUCAUGGAGCUCAACGGAGAGUCUCGUGUGCUGACCAUCGACGACAAGAGUGCAGCAGUCGAGCACGAGACGAGGGAGAAGGCGGACAGCAAGAACCCCGGCUCUAUCGGCUCUCCCAUUUCCGGUGUCAUCAUCGAAAUCAGAGUGAAGGAGGGUCAGCAAGUCAAGCAGGGAGACCCUUUGGCCAUCCUCAGCGCCAUGAAGAUGGAGACCAACAUCUCUGCCCCAGUCAGCGGAAAGGUCAGCCGCAUCGCCGUCAAGCAGAACGACUCGGUCGCUGGCGGAGAUCUGGUACUCCUCAUCGAGCACUAG
Molecule: messenger RNA, 4167 nt
Organism: Ceraceosorus bombacis
Lineage: Eukaryota; Fungi; Basidiomycota; Exobasidiomycetes; Ceraceosorales; Ceraceosoraceae
Source: the annotation of a GenBank genome assembly